CUCCCUGUGGGGGUAAUGUAACAGGAUCAUCAGGAUUCAUCCUCUCCCCCAACUUCCCCCUCCCCUAUCCGCACAGCAAAGACUGUGAUUGGCUGAUCGCUGUCCACUCAGACUACGUCAUAUCACUGGCUUUUAUCAGUUUCAGUAUCGAGCCCAACUACGACUUCCUGUAUAUCUACGACGGACCAGACAGCAACAGUCACCUGAUUGGUAGUUUCCAGGACAGCAAGCUCCCAGAGAAGAUAGAGAGCGUCUCUAACUUUAUGCACCUAGCCUUCCGUAGCGAUGGCUCAGUGAGCUACCAAGGCUUCCAUCUGGAGUAUAAAGCUAAACUGCGGGAGGCUUGCUUUGACCCGGGGAACGUUAUGAAUGGGACACGCCUCGGGAAUGACUACAAGCUGGGCUCCACGGUGACGUUCAGCUGUGAGGCAGGAUAUCUAUUACAAGGACACUCCACACUGACCUGUGUGAUGGGAAACAGCAAGAGGCCUGAGUGGGACCGAGCCAGGCCCAGCUGUCAAGCGCCGUGCGGAGGCCGCUCGACAGGGUCAGAGGGGACCGUCCUGUCCCCAAAUUACCCCCGUAAUUAUACCCAGAGUCUGACCUGCGUCUACCACAUCUUUGUCCCCGGGGACUUUGUGCUGUUUGGCCAGUUUGUGGUGUUUCAGACGUUGGCGAGUGAUAUUGUGGAAAUCUACGACGGCCCGACUCCAGACUCUCCUGUCCUCUCGUCCAUCUCCGGCUCUCACUCAGGAGAGACUCUACCUUUAAGUUCUGGGAACAAAAUCACCGUGAAGUUCACCACCGCGGGUCCAGAGACAGCCAAGGGAUUCCACUUUGUUUAUCAAGCUGUCCCCAGGACCAGUGCAUCUCAGUGCAGCUCUGUGCCGGAGCCCAGGUUUGGGAAGCGGAUAGGAAACGACUUUGGCAUUGGCACGGUGGUGCUGUUUGAAUGCAAUCCAGGCUACGCUCUGCACGGCGCCACUGCCAUCAGGUGUGAGGCCAUCCCUAACACUGUAGCUCAGUGGAACGGCACUGAGCCCACCUGCGUAGUUCCCUGUGGAGGACUGCUGACAUCUCGUAAGGGGACCAUCCUUUCUCCUGGUUACCCAGAGCCCUACGCCAACUAUCUCAACUGUAUCUGGAAGGUCUCUGUGCCGGAGGGAGCAGGCAUCCAAAUCCAGGUCAUAACUUUUGCCACGGAACACAACUGGGACUCCUUGGACUUUUUGACGGCGUCGAUGGCAACGCGCCAAGGCUUGGCAGCUAUUCAGGUACGACCAUCCCCCAGCUCCUGAACAGCACCUCCAACAACAUCUACCUGACCUUCCAGUCCGACAUCAGUGUGUCUGCAGCAGGCUUCCACCUGGAAUAUACAGCAAUAGGUUUGGAUUCAUGCCCAGAACCUCAGCCCCCCCUCAACGGUGUCAAUGUGGGCCAGCGCUUCACUGUGGGGGACAUGGUUUCCUUUCAGUGUGACCAAGGCUACUCUC
Molecule: messenger RNA, 1493 nt
Organism: Oncorhynchus tshawytscha (Chinook salmon)
Lineage: Eukaryota; Metazoa; Chordata; Actinopteri; Salmoniformes; Salmonidae
Product: CUB and sushi domain-containing protein 3-like
Exons: 11
Biological process (GO): regulation of dendrite development
Source: RefSeq, a predicted model, not a curated record